This is a messenger RNA of Ananas comosus (pineapple), 1288 nucleotides long. RefSeq names its product ras-related protein RABE1c-like. Gene Ontology annotation, cellular component: plasma membrane. The record is from RefSeq and is a predicted model, not a curated record. Gene Ontology annotation, biological process: regulation of exocytosis; protein secretion. Lineage: Eukaryota; Viridiplantae; Streptophyta; Magnoliopsida; Poales; Bromeliaceae. The coding region runs from base 272 to 925 and encodes 217 amino acids. Gene Ontology annotation, molecular function: GTPase activity; GTP binding. The transcript has 9 exons.
AGACCCCCUCCCUUUCUCUUUCUCUCUCUUCGAACACCUCAACGGCCGACCCCACGGCCUUAGAGAGAGAGAGAGAGAGAGAGAGAGAGAGAGGAGAGAGAGAGAGAGAAAGAGAAAGAGAGAGAGCCUCUUCUCCCUCCUCCCCCCUCCGCGAUCCAUCGCACUAGAUCCGCCUCUCCGCGUCGAUCUCACCAAAAUCCGGGAUUUGGGAUCGACGAUUUGGUUCUGUCGUUGUUGUUGUUGUGGUGGUUGUUGAUCGGACGCUUUUGCUAUGGCUGCUCCACCUGCUAGGGCUCGGGCGGAUUAUGAUUACCUCAUAAAGCUCCUCCUGAUCGGCGACAGCGGUGUUGGGAAGAGUUGUCUCCUCCUGAGGUUCUCUGAUGGCUCCUUUACUACUAGUUUCAUUACCACAAUUGGUAUUGACUUCAAGAUCAGAACGAUUGAGCUGGAUGGUAAGCGGAUCAAAUUGCAAAUUUGGGACACAGCUGGUCAGGAACGCUUUCGAACUAUUACAACUGCAUACUAUCGAGGAGCCAUGGGCAUUUUGCUUGUUUAUGAUGUCACCGAUGAGUCGUCCUUCAAUAACAUAAGGAACUGGAUUAGGAAUAUCGAACAACAUGCUUCCGAUAAUGUGAACAAGAUUUUGGUGGGCAACAAAGCUGACAUGGAUGAGAGCAAAAGGGCUGUGCCUACGGCAAAGGGGCAAGCACUUGCUGAUGAAUAUGGCAUCAAGUUUUUCGAAACUAGUGCAAAGACGAACCUAAAUGUUGAACAAGUGUUCUUCUCAAUAGCUCGAGAUAUCAAGCAAAGGCUUGCUGAAACUGAUUCCAAACCGGAGGACCGUACGAUUAAGAUCAACAAGCCGGACCAGGCGGCUUCUGUGAGUGCAGAAGCACCAAGAUCAGCCUGCUGCGGUACCUCCUGAGUAAAUAAAUGGCUUUCUGGUGGUGGCGGUAGCGAUCCCAUGGAUGUUGACUGUUGCGGGAACUAAUUCUCUUUUUAUAGAUGAAUGCUUUCAUGAAGAUGAUGAUGAUGAUGAUAUGGUGAUGCAUGUAUUAUUACCUUUCCAUUCUUUUGCAAACCUUCUUUUUAGUGCACAAUAUAGUUAUCAGAAUUGUCGGAACUUUUUGUUCGUGUGCUUGGUUGGAAUCAGUGGCACAGUUCACAUGCUACAUGCGUAGCUACAUUGGUAAUGAUUGUUUUGGAUCUUUCUCGCAGCUCGUAAUUCUCUUAUAAAAUGUGCAUAGAUGUCGAACUAAUGAAUUGCUUGAUUUUUACUCUUUUCUCA